AUGGACAGGACCUCCAUUCUUGGAGACACCAUUGAUUACAUGAAAGAGCUUCUAGAAAGGAUAGGCAAGUUGCAAGAAGAAGAAAUGGAGGAGGGAACAAAUCGGAUAAACCUCUUGGGCAUUUCUAAGGAGCUAAAGCCAAAUGAAGUAAUGGUAAGAAAUUCCCCCAAGGACACAAGGAUUAGCAUCUGCUGUGCCACAAAGCCAGGAUUACUACUGUCCACAGUGAACACCUUAGAAGCAUUAGGCCUUGAGAUUCACCAGUGUGUUAUAAGCAGCUUCAAUGAUUUUUCAAUACAAGCAUCUUGCUCAGAGGUAGCAGAGCAGAGAAAUUGUAUGAGCCAAGAAGAGAUAAAGCAAGCACUAUUCAGAAAUGCAAGUUAUGGUGAGGCUUCUGUGCAAAAUGUUCCCUAA
Messenger RNA from Glycine soja, 414 nucleotides. Its product is annotated as transcription factor bHLH93-like. Gene Ontology annotation, biological process: regulation of DNA-templated transcription. Lineage: Eukaryota; Viridiplantae; Streptophyta; Magnoliopsida; Fabales; Fabaceae. Bases 1 to 414 code for a protein of 137 amino acids. The record is from RefSeq and is a predicted model, not a curated record. Gene Ontology annotation, cellular component: nucleus. The transcript has 3 exons. Gene Ontology annotation, molecular function: DNA-binding transcription factor activity; sequence-specific DNA binding.